Messenger RNA from Aspergillus terreus NIH2624, 1536 nucleotides. Its product is annotated as NYN domain-containing protein. Gene Ontology annotation, biological process: protein import into nucleus. Gene Ontology annotation, cellular component: nucleus. The transcript is spliced from 2 exons. Gene Ontology annotation, molecular function: guanyl-nucleotide exchange factor activity; small GTPase binding. Bases 1 to 1536 code for a protein of 511 amino acids. Lineage: Eukaryota; Fungi; Ascomycota; Eurotiomycetes; Eurotiales; Aspergillaceae. The record is from RefSeq and is a predicted model, not a curated record.
AUGCCAUCAUCGACCUCGACAUCUUCAGACUGGGAUUUCACUGCGGUGAUCAAUCUUCUACACUCACCGACCUUGGGAAAAGACCAGUCUCUUCAUGGUCGCCGCCGCGACUCAAACCAAGGAUCGUCUGCCUCCGUUGAACCGGUCAGGGAUGUUACUACUACUUCAACUCCCCCAAAGUCCAGUUCAAAAUGUGAACAGAAAAUCGACCAUGCCGGCUCUCCAAAGCUGGGGGAUUUUGGGUCUUUAUGGGGAGUUCUAGACAACAACAGCCUGCCUGAACGGCAGAGUCGACACACGCAGGAAACCGCUGUUGAUCAACCCUCUGCACGAUCUAAACCCAUCAAGAUAUUGAAACGACCGGUCCAGGAAAGCCGAACCGACAGUUCACAAAGGCCUUCACCCCCAGCUGCGUCUUUCACAAUCACCCAGGAUACUACCGUCCGAUCGACGAAAGUUGCACCACACCCCACUGAUAGCACCAUACACGAAUCUGCCACGUCAGACAGCAGCACCGAAGCUGAAUCCGACAGCAAUGACAGUACUUUCGAUCCGUCUUUUUCUCGGAACUCGGGCGUUUUCACGUUUGUCCCCCCGCAGGUCGGCAUCGCAACUUCGAGAAACGACACGGAAACUCCACCAACCUCGUACGAUGAGCUCGCAGAGAGCUCUUUUCCUCCUCCUGUGACUGCCACGCCUCUUCCCGACAGGGGAUCUCUUUAUUCCAGUCCGACCAUCUACAAAUCCAGCACCGAUCGGCGUGUCGGUCUUCUCACCAAACUUCUCCAUCAAUUCCCUGAUUACGCAGAUCUUGUUGCCCAGGUCGGACGACCUGUCGGUAGCCAAAAUGGCGGAUCGAAGAAGAAAUCCGCUGCUUCACGCCCUAUCCACGUCUUUGUGGAUAUCUCCAAUAUCAUGGUUGGACUUCACAACUGCUAUAAAUCAGCACGGAACAUUCCCGCCGAAACCCGAACCCGUCGCCUGCCUCUCUCUUUCCAGAAUUUCUCUCUGAUCUUGGAGCGAGGUCGGCCGGCCGCCAAGCGCGUGCUGGUCGGAUCAGAUCGGUUUGCGGCGAUCAAGGAAGGCGAGCAGCUCGGCUACGAAACGAACAUCCUCGACCGUGUGCAGAAGGUGAAAACUCCUUCUCGUCGCGCGGUACGAGCGCAACGGGCCACGCGGGUCCGCACUACUCAGGAUACAGGCAGCAGUUCAGAAACGAACGAUGCCCCCGCGGAGCGAUGGGUCGAGCAGGGCGUGGACGAAAUUCUACACCUGAAGAUCCUGGAGAGCCUGUUGGAUACGGCAGAACCGGCGACGAUCGUGCUGGCCUCGGGGGACGCGGCGGAAGCCGAGUUCUCGGGCGGGUUCAUGCGGAUGGUGGAACGGGCGCUGCAGCGACGGUGGACGGUCGAGCUGGUGAGCUUUUCUCAGGGCACCAGCUAUGCGUAUCGGCGGAAGGCGUUUCGAGAGAAAUGGGGGGCGCAGUUCCGGUUGAUCUUGCUGGAUGAUUAUAUGGAAGAAUUAUUAGACCUGUAG